AGCUUUGCUGUUUUUCUGAAUGCUUGCUCUAAGCUGUGUCCUUUGUCAGGGAGAGAAUUGGGUCACUGUCGACCAAGAAAGAUUUUACCUAAAUGGAUCGGAGUACCAUUAUAUUGGAACCAAUUACUGGUACGGAGUCAAUAUGGGAGCUCCCCUCUCUGGAGACCGUGAUAGGGUCAGGAAGGAACUUGACCAGCUGAUUAGUCUAGGAGUGACUAAUCUCAGAAUCAUGGCUGGAGGUCAAGGGCCUGACGAUAGAGAGAAAAGGAUUGUUCCCUCGAUUGAGCCUGAACCGAUGGAGUUUAAUGAAGAUGUCUGGCUUGGAUUCGACUUCCUUCUCAAUGAAAUGAGAAAUAGAGGAAUGAAAGCUAUCGUUCCAAUCAAUAAUUACUGGGAAUGGUCUGGUGGAUUCGGACAAUAUGUAGAAUGGCAUGGUGGAGACUUUGAAGACCCUCUUAGUUUUUAUGAAAUGAUUGAUGUACAGGAGCACUUUAGGGCUUUUACUGAAUAUUUGCUGAACAGAGAGAAUACAUUGAAUGGGGUUUUGUAUAAGGAAGAUUCUACUAUAAUGGCUUGGCAAUUAUCCAACGAGCCUAGGAUUGAGAAUUGCACUUUGUAUCAAGAAUGGAUCAGCUCAACUGUUGACUUUAUCAAGGAUAUUGCUCCUCACCAUCUUGUAUCUUUAGGAAAUGAGGGAACUAUCACAAAUUGAGCUAGAGAAGGAAAUGAGGUUGAAUCUUUGGAUUAUGUCACUUUCCAUUGUUGGGCUCAGAACUGGGGAUGGUUCGAUCCAAAGGAUCCUUCAAGCCUCGAUAGUGCCCUUGUUCAUGUGAGAGAGUACCUUGACAAAAAUGUUGAGAUUGCGAAUGAUCUUCAUAAACCAGCUGUUCUUGAAGAGUUUGGAAUAUCAAGAGAUGACGCAUCUUAUAGUCCAGAUGCUUUGACAACUCUUAGAGAUAAAUAUUACAGAUUUGUUUUUGAAUAUGUUGUCGAUCAUGUGAAAAAUAGAUCCUCAAAUAUUGUUGCCACUAACUUCUGGGCAUAUGGAGGAAUGGGAAGACCAGUUUCUGAAGGAGGAUUGUGGAGGCCAGGAGAUGAUUUCAUUGGAGAUCCUCCUCAUGAGCCACAAGGAUGGUACUCUGUCUACGAUAAAGACUCAACCUUGUCUAUUGUGAAGAGUUAUAACAAUCUUCUAAGACAUAUCACCCAUGGUAUCUCCAAUAAAAUGAUCAGCAGAUCUGAAUAGAUAAUUGAUCCUAAGACUAGUACUACAAUUUGACCCAAAAAUUCUGUCGAUGAGGUGGCAAGUUUAAUGUUACAAAAAUUAUUCUUUUUUUCUUGGUCGCUUAAAGAAACUUCCAAUGGCCUUUUGGUCGUUUGGGAGCUUACGUUUUCUACCUCCCUUAGCCGGUCACUCAUUGGUAGUAUCUAAUAACAUCUUUCUGACAUUUCUGGACUUCUCUUCAUCUUUGAUAUCUCUUUUCUUCUUGUUAACCUCGAUAGUUUUUCCAAAGGCCUGUUUUAUAUCAGACUGGUCGGACAACAAGUUCUUUUUACGCUUUUUCUCUGCAAGUUUUUCCUUCUCAAGUUUGAUCUCGUAUUCAGUCUUGAGGCCAUUGAGUUUUAGAGUUAUAGCUUUGGUCAGC
Messenger RNA from Moneuplotes crassus, 1646 nucleotides. The record is from the annotation of a GenBank genome assembly. Lineage: Eukaryota; Ciliophora; Spirotrichea; Euplotida; Euplotidae.